AUGGAUUGUAUAAAAAAUUUCGAUAUUCAUCUCGAAAAAGAUAUUUAUUGUAGUGGUGAAUUAAUUAAUGGUACUGCUAUUAUCGAGAAUGGCAAUGAUAUUAAAGUGACAGGCAUAAUUAUUCUCUUACGAGGUAAAGCACACGCUGAGUUAAAAAUAACGAAAUCUGGUGAAAGAAGAACUUUAAAAGAUGAUCAUUACAUAUUAGAUGAAAAAAUCCUCGUUUGGGGCAAAGAAUAUUAUGACGGAUCAAGUACUACUUCAGUCCUCGCAUCUGGCUUAUACAAGUUUCCAUUCGUAUUUCAGCUUCCACAAUGUUCCUUACCAUGUUCAUUAGAAACAAAACUUGGGACGAUUCGAUAUUAUAUAAAAGUUAUUGUUGAUACACCUUUCGUUUGUUCACCGCAAGCCAUGAAAUAUUUUACAAUUAUUGGACCAAUUAUCGAUUGUAUGGAGAGCAAAUAUUUAAAACCACUUGUUGCACAGGACAGAAAAACAGUAUGUUGCUGCUGGUGCAGAAGAGGAGUUCUGGCUCUAAGGUUCAAACUUGAGCGUACAGCCUAUAUGUGUGGUGAAAAUAUACGAGCUCAAGCUUUAAUUGAAAAUUAUCAAAAUUCUACCGUAUGCAUUAAUAUGAAAUUAAUUCAACAUGUUGAAUAUUUCAUCGAUCGUGGUGCCAUUGGUGAGAACAAAUCAAUUGAUUGUACAGUAUUUGAAUACAGGUCAGCGUCAGUAUUACCUCAUUCUCAAGGAAAAUAUGAUUCUGCGCUCGAGCAACCACUUUAUAUUCCAACAGUGCCUUCAACUCUUGUUGGAGUUUGUAGGCUAAUUCAGAUAUUUUACAUAUACAAGGUUUGUUUGGAAGAUGAAAAAGGAAAUGAAUCGUUACAAAUGGAAUUUCCCUUAACCAUUGGAACUUUACCUUAUAACGAUGUAAAAUCUUCAAGGCAUUUUAUAGAUUACGAUUAUUGUAGUAGCCAUGUUGAAGGUGGACGAUAUGUUUCGCCUGAAUUUCGACUAGGACAAGUUUAUGAUGGCCGAACUCUUGAUGAAGGAAACGCUGAUGAUUUAAUAUUAUAUCGACCUGUUUAUUCGAAAAUUGCUUAUAAUCAUCAUUCAUCAUCAAAAUUCAUCGAUAAGAAUAUUGCGGUAAAUAUUUGCAAUUAA
Molecule: messenger RNA, 1167 nt
Organism: Dracunculus medinensis (Guinea worm)
Lineage: Eukaryota; Metazoa; Nematoda; Chromadorea; Rhabditida; Dracunculidae
Source: the annotation of a GenBank genome assembly